UCUUUCAGGUUCACAAGAGUUCAUGUUUUGAGACUUGAAGGAAGAGAGAUCUGCUGUAUCAAUGGCCUUGGUAGAAAAAUCUCCCUUGGAUGUCUCACUGAAUGUGAAAACAAAGGGCUGUGGUCAGUGGAAUUACAUGGACCUAGAGAUGGAGUACCCUGAACUAAUUCGCAGGGGUUGCCAGCCCUUGGCUGUGAAAGAUGGAAGGCGGUUGCUCAGAGCAGCUGAAGAUGAAGGGCCUGCAGCAGUAGAGGAAGCCGACCAUGAAGCUCCUGGCAUUCCUGAGAAGAAUCAGAACCCUUCAACCCUGCCUUUGAUGCCAUCUAGCGGAUUGUCCAAGAUCAAAGCAAAAGCAACAUAUGUGGAAAGCCAACCACUAAUUGAUGGGAAUGCUCAGGAUGGUGAUGUGCCUCUUUAUUUUAGCAGAGGUGGUUUAUGGUCAGAAGAGCAACAGAGGGUUCCGGCAGAGCGCUCUGCUUCUGCAGAGGUGCUCGACACUUUGCUGGGCCUUCCAGGAUUUCUUCCAGCCAGAGGAGUGGAUUCUACAUUUUGCAGCCGUACCACCAGGCCCCUCCAUGACUUUGAUAUUGAAUGUAGGGGCCGGAUGCUGCUUCCCCCUCAUUCAUCCACGCCAAAACAUUUGUCAAGUAAAAGAAAUGCACACCUUGGUGCCACCAUGCCUGUAUCUCCCAGAACUAGCAUUUCCUUACAACUGUCAGAAGACGGCGACUUUAAGCAGCAGGAAAUGGUAAGGUCUAAGAGCUUUUCAACAGUGGCAGCUCAUCCACUGUCAGAAACAUCUGUUCCCUGGAAUUUGCACAGUCGCUUUGGCCUUAAAAGGAGCUCCAUGGUAGGCACAGCCAAGCGAACCCCUCUGGAUAGCUGUUCACUGGUGGAACGGAUAAGAAAGAUGUCCUCCUUCCAAGCUGACUACUGGGCAUGUGCCAUACCUGACUGCUUACCGCCAUCACCAGACCGUCAGUCCCCCCACUGGGAUCCUAAUAAAGAAUAUGAAGACUUGCUUGACUACACCUACCCUUUAAGGCCAAAACACAAGCUGGCCAAAAAACCCAACGAUUCCACUGUCCAUGAUUCUGGGGUUGACCUCGAUAGCCUCUCUGUUUCCCCUGAGAGUAGCUUGAAGUUUUUGACUGUGCAGGACCAAGAACAACAAACUGCAGGGAUUCAGAGUACGGAAAGGUGUUCCAUUCCUUCACUGAAAAAGCUAGAAUGUCCCUCUCCAAUUUCUCGCUACAGACUUUCACCUGUUGGGAAAGUUUCUUUCAUGGAUGGAGAUCCUUCCGCUGGUGAAACUGGCACCUCUGGCAUGAUGACACAUGGUCUGUCCCCUAGGUGCCUUAGCCCCGAUCCCUCUGGGACGAUUAGCCUUGAUGGAAGGGACUGGAACUCAAGGGGACAUGAGUAUCUUACAGAAAGAGAUGCUACUAGUAACACCUUCAUACGCUCCACACGGAUGCUGCCGCUACAAACCGAUUGUUCCGGGGGGGAAGAGUAUCUCUCUUUACCACCCAGGCUCAAAGAAUUGGAGGCACUGGCUCAGCAGCUGACGGAUCUGUCACUGAGCCUAACCCAACCUGAACAUCAGCAUAUACAAGAUGAUUUUCCGUCCCUCAGUGUGAAGAGAGAGCAGCGCCUGCCGAAGGUUUACGGGGAUUAUGCCAGUGACAAGAGCCAGUGGGAACCAUACUGUGAUUCUUGCCAUACCUCUAGCUUUCGUGAACAUGCAGAAGAAAACGUUUUGAACAAACAAGGCUGCAAGGACCAGGACAGCAUGCCGAGAGAGACUGCUAGCCAUCUCGCAGUGAGGUGCCUAGAAUUCCCUGGGAGUGCCAUCUAUCACGUCAGUAAAGAAAAGGACAAUCACAGGGACUCCCUUGCACAGAGGAUUAAGAUAUUUUGUGGACAGUUAGAAGAGCUCAUUCAUCGGCUGCACAAAAUAGCAGAAGUUACGGGCAACUGGAUUCCUCCCAGGCCAGAUAUUGAAAGUGUUAAGACAUCAUUGCAAAAUUACUUGGAGUUUAAAAAGGAUUUAGCUGGUCAUCAGGCAUUGACUGAAUGUGUAUUACAAGAUGGUGACAGGCUCCUCAAACACAUGGCAUCAGAUUCACCAGUUUUACAGAGCACUCUUGGUUUGAUUGCAAAACAGUCCAGUGAGCUUGAAAACGAUGCUGGACGUUUGCAUGAGUCCAUUGUUGCUGCUAUGGAUGCUCUUGGUGCUACUUUGAUGAAGAACCAUGAUGCUCAACAAAUAGCUGCCCCUGCAAAAUCUUCCAAGUAAUACCCAUAGUUGAUGUGGACUUCUGCAACUCAUCUUUAACUGAACAAAGUAACUUCUUGAGUAAGAAAAUUGAUGUAGAAUAAAGAAAUGGUUUUCAGAGGAGAGAAUGGCUCUGAAGAACUUACCCUUCAAAAAUGUGAUUUGUUGAAAUGUCACAAAACAUGAUUUGCGAGUUCAGCAACUGGCUUCCUCUCUGACGCUUGAUGGAAAGCAGUGAGAAUACAACCUUUGCUGAUGUUGGAGCAAUGGAUGGCUUAACAAUCAGUUGUCUCUAAUAGCUGGGUAUUUGUUGGUUUAAUACGACUUACUUUAUAUAUCAUCAAGUAGACAGCUUGUGAUUCUUCAGUGUUUUCCCCCUUUUCGUACUUCGGUUCCAUUUUAAAAGAAUCGUGUAAAGUAUUAACAUUUCUAUUGAAGACUGCAUUUUGAAUAAAAGUAUUUUAAUUGUUGCAUGAGUUAGCAGAUUCUUAGAACAUGCAUUUGGAAUAUUUAUUUAUUUUAUAUCAUUUAUAGGCUGCCUUUCUCCCAGUGAGGGGACUUCAGUACACCUGAACAUUUUUAUGUUGCCUUAAUGCUCCUUGAACAGCUUUGGACCAUGUAAGCCAGCUUUCCUGAGCCUAAGGCUGUCCAUAUGUCCUGGACUAGCAUUGUCCUUAACCAGCAUGACUGACUAUAAUUGAAUAAAUUUUGAAGGUGCGAAGCCAGAGGAAAAGGAGGUACCCUAAUACUACUUAAAGUAGCAGCAGGGUGACGUUUCUCUUCCGCAAACUACUGAAAAGAGUCUAUAAAAUUUAUUUAGAAAGUCCUGUUUAAAGGCUAUCCUCUAAAGCUUUGAGAACUUCUUGGGGAAAGGUAAUUUGUCUUAUGUUUAUAUUGACUAAUCUGAGGCAGUUCUUUAAAUCUGGCCGAACCUUGAGCUCCAGUGCCCUUAUUUUGCUUCACUGUAGCAAUGAUGAAAAGCGGAGAAACAACUGGUCCACAUAACAAAAUAGUUUCUUCUAACCAACAGAGUGAAGGUCUGUUUUAAACCAUGGCAUGUCUAGAAAAGACAAGGUUAUAAAUCAGCAUGAAACUGACUUGUUUCACCAUGGACUGGUAAAAAAAGAACCAUAAAUUAUACUAUUUUAGAUAUAACAAAUCAGUAAAAAAUGAAAGCAAAUACUCCUCAUGGUUGCACUGGAGGGAGAGAAUCUGGGGGAUGGUGGGCUCCCAAGAUUCAUUCCUGAAAGUUACACUGUGGCUUAAGUUUUCUUAAAAUAUCUAAAACACUUUAAAUACACCCAAAAGGUUUGAGUAACUGGAUGUUUCAAAUAAGGAGCUAGAUAAAGAGAAGCUACAAGUAAGCUACAUAUUUUUCUUAUAAGAGGCCUGCAGAUGACAUGCCACUGCCCAGGUCUGUUCUUCCUCCCUCUUUUUGGUGUUGGGAUUGGCCAUUUCAGGGACCUCCUAUAAAUUCUCUAAAUCAUGGGUCAACAUAUUUAAGCCUAUAGAGAUCUUAAUAAAACAUUUCAUGGGGAACGGUGUAAAAUAGUCAAUUGCAUUCCUGGAGGCCAUGGAUUUCAGACCUCUCUCUCUCUAUAUAUAUAUAGAGAGAGUGAACAUAUAGCAAUCCAUAUGUUUUCCCUUUCAGACAUAUAUAUAAAAUGGGCUUUGGAAGGGGCAGAUUUUCAAGGUCCUUGAGUGUGGUGGAAGUAGGCCACACCCUGUCUGAAAGGAAAAACAUAUGGAUUGCUAUAUGUUCACUUGGCUAUAAUGCCAAGUCCCAGUGGAUUCUAACAUUCUCGAAGAUUUGAUCUUUUUUCCUCCCAGCAACUUGGCCAGGUAAAUGAACCAUCCAACUUGGCUGUUUAACCAAAAUUAUAAGAGAAGCUAGGGAAUUAUUCAGUCAUGUUAAUAGCCCUCUUGUUUGCUUACUGCCAUAGUGUACUUCAAGUCAUGUGCUUUCAGUUACUUGUAAGCUCAGUACACAGGUGAUUUCCAAGAAUUGCAAACUCAUUAUUUAUCAACCAGUGCUGUCAUAGUUCUGGUGCCAGGUAUUAAAUCUCAUCUUAGUCUUGUCUCUCACCCAUGAGACUUGUGUAUAUUGCUAGCCACUUUCAGAAUUGUUACAAUCUCAAAUCUAUCACAUGAAUAUUUGGACAUGACUGGUAGGCCAGCCCAGUGUACAAAUUAACAUAUAGCAACUCUCUCUACGCUACCAUUUUAUGACAGGCUCUACUUAUUCCAUUGUUUUGCACUCAGCUCUGAUUGCUAGUUGUCAUUGACUGAAAUCCUGUUGGCCUAAAUUUAUGCUGGUCAAAACAGAUGACUAUCAGCCUGCAACAGAUGAUUUUAAUUACAUUAAAAACUUCCUAUCCUCUUUAGAUUCCCAACUACCCUAGGGAUCCCUUUUGCUUUUGCAAACAUGAUGGAAAGGGGAAACUUUAACAUCAGGAUAACAUCACAUUGAAUUGGGGCUGGCAGCAGCAAUAUUCCAAUAUUAAAAACUCCACACAGCUUCCCAUGGGGGCAAAAGGGAGUUGCAGAACCUGAAGGGGAAGGAAGUUCUUAAUUUACAAUAUCUGUUGCUGGAUAAUGACAUUAUCUGCCUUGUGUUGUGUACAUUUGUGCUAACAGGAUUUCAGCUACUGUCUCAGUAAAAAGUGAAGUUGCUCACCUGUGAGUCAUGCCCAAGGGUAUCACAUUUUAGUAACAAGUUUAAUUUUUUAGCCUCUUCGAGCAUCUAAGCAAGUGGUUAUUACAGUGUGUGUAUUUGACUACUAUGCUAGAAUGUGUCAUAUUAGAAGUAUAAUAGGAAGUAGCAGAAUCUAGGGAUGAUUUUCAGAUUGGACAUCUACUUCCAAGAGGGCAUAGCUAAAGCAGACAGUGACAUCAUAGGCCAGGAGAAAGCAGAAAGGGCAUGGCCCAAAUGACUAAUGUUUGGA
This is a messenger RNA of Pogona vitticeps (central bearded dragon), 5223 nucleotides long. Lineage: Eukaryota; Metazoa; Chordata; Lepidosauria; Squamata; Agamidae. The record is from RefSeq and is a predicted model, not a curated record.